CCGGAGCUGAAGCGCGCAGGCCCGUCCCAGCGGCCCGGGGCGGGUGGGGCGGGGGCGCCAUGUGGUUCAUGUACGUGCUGAGCUGGCUGUCGCUCUUCAUCCAGGUGGCCUUCAUCACGCUUGCCGUCGCUGCUGGACUCUAUUACCUGGCAGAACUGAUUGAAGAAUACACAGUAGCCACCAGCAGAAUCAUAAAAUACAUGAUCUGGUUCUCCACGGCUGUGUUGAUUGGCCUCUACAUCUUUGAGCGCUUCCCUACCUCCAUGAUCGGCGUGGGUCUCUUCACCAACCUCGUCUACUUUGGCCUCCUCCAGACCUUCCCCUUCAUCAUGCUGACCUCGCCUAACUUCAUCUUGUCAUGUGGGUUAGUGGUGGUGAAUCAUUACCUCGCGUUUCAGUUUUUCGCGGAGGAGUAUUAUCCUUUCUCAGAGGUCCUGGCCUAUUUCACUUUCUGUCUCUGGAUAAUUCCAUUUGCAUUCUUUGUGUCCCUGUCGGCUGGGGAGAACAUCCUGCCCUCUACCGUGCAGCCAGGAGAUGACGUGGUCUCCAAUUACUUCACCAAAGGCAAGCGGGGCAAACGCCUAGGGAUACUGGUUGUCUUCUCCUUCAUCAAAGAGGCCAUUCUACCGAGUCGUCAGAAGAUAUACUGACACCCUUGGGGAGGGACUGCGGGAGCAGGACCAGGAGGGAGUCAGGUCCCUGGGCCUCUGAACUAGGCUGGGGCUGUGAGCGUGGAAGGUACCUUCCCCAGCCCUGGCCCUCCUCC
Molecule: messenger RNA, 766 nt
Organism: Chrysochloris asiatica (Cape golden mole)
Lineage: Eukaryota; Metazoa; Chordata; Mammalia; Afrosoricida; Chrysochloridae
Gene: TEX261
Product: testis expressed 261
Exons: 6
Coding region: 60-650 (196 amino acids)
Biological process (GO): endoplasmic reticulum to Golgi vesicle-mediated transport
Cellular component (GO): endoplasmic reticulum membrane; COPII-coated ER to Golgi transport vesicle; Golgi membrane
Molecular function (GO): COPII receptor activity
Source: RefSeq, a predicted model, not a curated record